GCUCUAGUGCUGACCGAAGAAGAAGAAGAAGUAGAAGAGGGAGAGAGGAGGAGGAGAAGAAGUUGCCAGCAUGGCGUUUACGUUGUACUCUCUCAUCCAGACCGCUAUUUUGUGCACUAAUGCAAUCGCUGUUUUACAUGAAGAGAGGUUUCUCAGCAAGAUCGGCUGGGGCGUUGACCAGGGCGUUGGAGGGUUUGGGGAUGACCCAGGAGUGAAAGCCCAGAUCCUCAAUCUCAUCCGCUCAGUCCGGACUGUCAUGAGAGUCCCAUUAAUAAUAGUGAAUUCAGCCUGCAUUGUCCUGUUGUUAGUGUUUGGUUGACAGCAGCACACCGAGUGCCAAAAUGAAGCCGGAGGACCAGAAAUGUGCCAAGGAACAACCGCAAAUACACACACACACACACACACACACACACCCUGAAACAGGACAUCCAGAGGGUGGAAAAGUUUUUCAUGCGGCUGACAUGGAAAUAGUAAAGUAUACAAAUAAACCUGCAGAGGUUCACAUCCAAUAACAGUCACCCUGCCCAAAAAAUAUGACUGUGGUGGGCAUCUUAACCUUCUUAUCAGUGUGACACCAAAAGGAUGAAACAAAAAUUAUUGCGAAAUUUUAAUGCCACACUAAAUGAAGACUCGUCAUCCAAACGUUUCAGUGUUUGUCCACACUUACAUGAUAUCAUAUUUGGGAGACUGUUUUGAUGGUUUUAUGAUAUUUGUCGUAUGUUGUCUCAUGUCACAAAUGAGAAACCUGUUAGAGAUGCGCUAUCAGCAGUAAGACUGGGAAAUAUGUAACUAUUUAUUAUUUGUUAUUGCAUUUCCAGGGCUAUAGCUUUGAUAGUUUUUCUUUUUUUAUUUGAGGUUCAGAAAUUUUUGAAUGUUACACAAAUUGUUUUUUUAUGGCAUCCUCCAAUUUGUAUUUUAGACAGCAUUGUGUAUUGUUGUGGCCUAAAAUGUAAAAGGGUUUAGUCUUUCACCACUCGCUUCUGUUUAAUUGCUAAAAUUAAAAAAAAAAGUUGACUCCUCAUAACAGUGCAGAGUAAUGUGAUGGGCAACAUCUUGUCUUCUCUACCAAAUUCUGAACUUUAAGCCUUGUUAGCUGAAUUUACACAUCGAUACUGUCUCAGUGCCAUAAACAUCGUUAGAGUGAUACUGAGAUGUUUUUCUUUUAUUCUUGAAAUAAAUUUGAGUCAUUUUAGUGACA
Messenger RNA from Scatophagus argus, 1198 nucleotides. It is a transcript of the gene ier3ip1, whose product is annotated as immediate early response 3 interacting protein 1. The transcript has 3 exons. The record is from RefSeq and is a predicted model, not a curated record. Gene Ontology annotation, biological process: endoplasmic reticulum to Golgi vesicle-mediated transport. NCBI's taxonomy places the organism in Eukaryota, Metazoa, Chordata, Actinopteri, Scatophagidae. Gene Ontology annotation, cellular component: endoplasmic reticulum membrane; Golgi membrane; COPII-coated ER to Golgi transport vesicle. The coding region runs from base 71 to 319 and encodes 82 amino acids.